AUGACGAACGAUAUUAAGGGAAUACAAGCGAUACAGCCGGACUUGUCUGACAUCAAGGAAGUCAAGGCUGAACUGGUGAAUGUGAAGAAAAGGAAGCGCAGAACAAAGAAGAUCAAUAAGUUGACUGAUGGUCAAAUACGUAUAAAUCACGUGUCAUCAGAGAAGAAAAGAAGAGAGUUGGAAAGAGCGAUAUUCGAUGAAUUAGUGGCCGUGGUACCUGACCUACAACCGCAAGAGAGUCGAUCAGAACUAAUCAUAUAUUUGAAAAGCUUAAGUUAUCUAAGCUGGCUGUAUGAAAGAAAUGAAAGGCUGAGAGAGGAAAUCGUGACCAAGCGUGUGACAAGAUCUGGCAGCAGCAACAGCGGCGCUGUGGAACAGCAAAACGGAGACCUCUAUGAUCUGAUACCGAAGGAAUUAAUAUGGGAGCUAGGUAAUGAAAAAAAUGGUCAAUAA
Molecule: messenger RNA, 453 nt
Organism: Saccharomyces kudriavzevii IFO 1802
Lineage: Eukaryota; Fungi; Ascomycota; Saccharomycetes; Saccharomycetales; Saccharomycetaceae
Gene: INO4
Product: Ino4p
Exons: 1
Coding region: 1-453 (150 amino acids)
Molecular function (GO): protein dimerization activity
Source: RefSeq, a predicted model, not a curated record